AUGAUAUUUGAAGAUAUAACAGACACCGAUCACAAACUACGACGGACUAAACGCAACAAAACCCAACUAAUAUCAAAAUAUGUAGAGCUAAAAAGAUUAGAAAGUAUCUACCAAACAUCAACACACUUGCAAAAGAAGAAAUUACGACAUCCUGAAGUGAAACGAUACGUACUAAAAUUGAUACAUGAUGAACUUCGACAAAGAUUGAAACCAGAGGAAACAUUCGAAUUAUGGCACAGGGCCGUCUCCCAAGAGGGGAAGAGAUCAAAACCAAAUGGGAAGAGAAAAAUAAAAAGUAAGCCUGAUUACGAUGACACUCAGUUUAAUAACGAUAGGUUGUCUACAAAUAUUUACCGUUUUCUAGAUGAGCUGGUACCAGAUGAUAUAAAUGAGGAUGAUGUGGAGCUAAAGUUGCAAGUGGACGACAAUCUUGAUGACGAAGAGUAUGAUGAAUACAAUAUCAUAUCUAGUGCAAAACUCGACCAAAUAACAAAAAAUUUUGAUGUUCAAAACACUUCUAUCAAAGCUCAAUUCAUCAUUGAAUCUAGCGGAAUGGAAAUAUUGCCUAAUCAAUCGACAAGCUCCACUCAUUCCGUUCUCAAUCGGCACUUGAACAACAUGAAUACUUUAUUGCAUAUCAACAUUCUACGACAAAAUUGGGAGCUAUCUUACAAACUAUUUUGCAUUAUAAUAAGAUUUCCUAUGGUUGAUAUACGACAACUUUGGCCAUUGGGAAUCGAGAUCCUAACACAACUAGGAACAAAGAACAAGGAGCAGCCAGCAACGAUGAGGGUAACCAAAUUUUUCAACUACUUGAAUUCUUUUUAUACCGUGAGCUACCGGAACACAAUCUCGAUUGAGCGGAGCGACAGGUCAGCUAUUGCGCCAGCUUGGAGAUCAGGAACACGCUCAUUAACACCCAUGUAUUUGAUUACUUCUCUUUGGCAUUUAUUUGUGCAACAAGAAUACGAGCAAAUCUUGAACAAGAUUUUAGAAUUAAUCUUGGAGCCUCCAUACCAUAAGGAAGGGGUGUUGUAUUUUAUUGCUGCGUUAUGUUACUUGUGUCAAUGCUGUACAGUAGUGAACCACUUUGCAUUGCAGCACGAUUUGGAUAAGUUCAGCGAGACAGGAGCAACAUAUCGGUCAACAAAAGAGUGCCUUAAUUUGCUCAGUACGAACUGGAAGAAAAUUGAGCUGAAUCUGAACAAGUGCAAAGAGUUUGAAUUUGAUUUGCCAUUUACCGAGCUUCGAACACAAUGGGAGAUGAUUGUUGAAAAAUUGUAUGAGAUUGAAAAGUCCAAUAAUGAUGAAAAGGUGAAGGCAAAUGGAACAACCAUUAUUGACACCAUUCCUGAUGUGGAGGAGACAAAUGUUUGGAAUGAAAUUGUUUUGGAUGACGAUGAAGCUAUGGCUCCAAUUGAAACUUCAACCCAAAACAAAAAUAACAAGAACAUGGACUAUAACUUUGGAGUCCCUGAAGCGGUGGAAGACAUAGCUGAUCCUGAUGCGGACGAUGACUGGUCUCAGAUACGAUCAGACUCAGAAGAGGACGGAGAUGUGAUGGAGAACAGAUUAAACAAAUCUUUUGGAAUGGAAGCCGAGACUCAAGUCGAUGGUAAUAAUGAGUGGGAAGCCAUUACCUCGGACUCUGAGGAAGAGAAAGACACGCUUCAAAAACUUCAAAACCUUCAAGAGAAGGGGAUUCAUCAUGAGUCACCUACACAGCAUGAUAGCGCCUUCCUCAAUAUUGAUGACACAAUUCUCAUCGAUGAAGGCAAUCAAAACGAGAUGAAUGAUACGAAUGAUGCAAACUUGGAAGAAGAUGAAGAUAAUUGGGAACAGAUAGAGUCCGACCAUGAAGAUAUCGACGCACCGAUGAGCGAUGGUGGAGCCGAAAAAGAUUUGGCCGCGUCUUGGGUAGAUGAUGCGAAGCAUAAAGGAAUUGGUCUGGUGAAACAAAUGUAUCGUUCUUUAGCUGAUUCACAAGUAGACGACAAUGAUGUGCAUCUCGAAUUGAGAUGGACCCACAAUGACGAUGCUGAACUGGGUUUGGAGCUGAGUGGAGAAUCCAUAAACCAAAAGCUUGUAGAUAAAACUUUGGAGGAUGUUGAAACGAGUUCGAGCAAGCACGGUGUGAACACACUGAGUGACAAAUUUGAUUCAAAUGUCACUGAUUACGACUUGGAGUGGUCUCAAAUCGAGGACGGUGAUGUGUCUAUGAGAUCAAGUUUAGAUGCUCCCGUCAUAAAUCAAAUCGAAAAGCCCAACAACAUAAUGAACGGAAAUCAAUCAAUGGCAACUUCCAAGAAGGAAGUGCCAGUAGAAAACGAUUGGGAUGAAGAAUGGUCUCAAAUUGAUGAUGAUGUUAUGCCACUGGACGACAACGAGCACUUUAAAAAAGCAGAACCUUACGUGAUUGAGCUUGAAAGCAAUUUUGAAAGGACUGAAGCUCAUGAUACUAGACAAGCACAUCCCUUCGAUCUGCAACAUAUCAUUGACUCAAACACAACUGGUAAUACGCUAGGUGCUGGCAACUACUCAGCUUCAGUAGUGUCUGAGGUCGAUGAAAGCAUCGAAGACUCCCUCGCCAGCAGCUUUAAUGACAGAAGAAACAGUCUCGAAUUGCACCAAAAACGACUCAAAGAGGAUGCCAAGUGGAAGGUGAGAAGGAAGUCGACGUCGAAGUGGCAUGAUAAGACGAAGUCGCCAUCAUCGGAUCACAAGGUCAAGAAACACUCGAGUCAUAAAAAAGAAAAGAAGCACAAGUAUAAGCAUAAGCAUAAAAAGCUAAAGAAGGACAGUCAAGUAACUAGCACUAGUAACGCAUUAUAG
Lodderomyces parapsilosis is the source of this 2832-nucleotide messenger RNA. It is a transcript of the gene RRN11, whose product is annotated as Rrn11p. Gene Ontology annotation, molecular function: RNA polymerase I core promoter sequence-specific DNA binding; RNA polymerase I general transcription initiation factor activity; TBP-class protein binding. Lineage: Eukaryota; Fungi; Ascomycota; Pichiomycetes; Serinales; Debaryomycetaceae. The record is from RefSeq and is a predicted model, not a curated record. Gene Ontology annotation, biological process: nucleolar large rRNA transcription by RNA polymerase I; transcription initiation at RNA polymerase I promoter. The transcript has a single exon. Gene Ontology annotation, cellular component: RNA polymerase I core factor complex. Bases 1 to 2832 code for a protein of 943 amino acids.